AUGAAUGCUGACGCGCUGAAGCUGUUUGCAUUAUCGGAUAUCAUCAACGGUCUUCGAACGCAAAUGAGUCCACUCGAACCAUGGAGCCCUCAGGCUGAGGGACUGGCAACACGAUUGAUGACUACCCGUUUGGAUGAUGUGUGGCGGGAAGAUCUCUUUGCCCAAAUGAAAGGUGGGGAGCUGAAGAUUCUGGUCAACGUUGUUAGUAAAAUUAGCCACUACGAUGUCAAAUUUCCCUAG
Penicillium daleae is the source of this 240-nucleotide messenger RNA. RefSeq lists its product as uncharacterized. The transcript is spliced from 2 exons. The record is from RefSeq and is a predicted model, not a curated record. Lineage: Eukaryota; Fungi; Ascomycota; Eurotiomycetes; Eurotiales; Aspergillaceae. The coding region runs from base 1 to 240 and encodes 79 amino acids.